This is a messenger RNA of Danio rerio (zebrafish), 720 nucleotides long. RefSeq names its product chemokine (C-X-C motif) ligand 8b, duplicate 1 (gene cxcl8b.1). Gene Ontology annotation, cellular component: extracellular region. Gene Ontology annotation, biological process: immune response; chemotaxis; defense response. Gene Ontology annotation, molecular function: chemoattractant activity; chemokine activity. NCBI's taxonomy places the organism in Eukaryota, Metazoa, Chordata, Actinopteri, Cypriniformes, Danionidae. The record is from RefSeq and is marked validated.
ACACACACUCCACACACACUCCACACACACCGGCUUCAAUCUGCACCAGAACUCUUCAAGAUGAUGAAGUUGAGCGUUUCAGCCUUCAUGCUUCUGAUCUGCACGACUGCACUGCUGUGCGCCAAUGAGGGUGAAGCUCUACCUCCACCGCAGCGCUGUCAGUGCAUUAAAACUCAUUCAAAACCACCAAUUCCUAAACGACAAGUACUCGGACUGAAGGUGACUCCUGCUGGAUCACACUGCAGAAACGAGGAGAUCAUCGCCACACUUAAGAAAGGACAGAUUUGUCUCAAUCCUACCGAGACGUGGGUGAUUUCCCUCAAGGAAAAGUUUGCAGCAUCAGCUACUAAAUUAGCAGCAACAGCAGCACCAGCACAGACAACAACAACAUUUUCAACAAUAAUGACCACGAAUUAAAAUGACCAUUCACCGAGCAGCUGGGGAAACUGCAUUACUGUGAUUAUAUUUUAUCAUCUCUGGGUGGUAAAUGAAGAAUUGAAUGUGAAAGCAACCUGCAUCGUAGCUUGCGAAUGGACUGUUAUCACUGUGACUUUACCUGACCUUAACAAUAUACUGUAUAUUAUUAACUAUAUUUAUUUUUAUUGUUCCACUGAAUUGUCCUUUCAUCAUGUGUUCCUUUAUAUUUACAUUGGUUUUAUAUUAUGACAUCUGCUUGUAUGAUUAAUAAAAUAAUAACAAUAAAAAAUCAUAUUAAUACAC